This is a messenger RNA of Syngnathus typhle (broad-nosed pipefish), 1648 nucleotides long. It is a transcript of the gene jagn1a, whose product is annotated as jagunal homolog 1a. The transcript is spliced from 2 exons. Gene Ontology annotation, cellular component: endoplasmic reticulum membrane. The record is from RefSeq and is a predicted model, not a curated record. Gene Ontology annotation, biological process: endoplasmic reticulum organization; vesicle-mediated transport; granulocyte colony-stimulating factor signaling pathway. NCBI's taxonomy places the organism in Eukaryota, Metazoa, Chordata, Actinopteri, Syngnathiformes, Syngnathidae. The coding region runs from base 303 to 881 and encodes 192 amino acids.
AGUUGACGGAAGCCGGUUGAUUCUUCACAUCUUUUGUCCAGGUAAUGGUCUUUUUUUAGCGACGAAACAGACCAAACUCACAGAGUCACGCAACCGGUAAGCAUUGUUCGCUGUAAUAUUUCAUCUUACACCAUCUCAACACACUCGUAUCGCUGAGAGUGUGACGUGUGUUUAAAUUCUUUUUAAUCCAAGUGAACAGGGUGGUUGGAUUACGCUAGCGGUAUUAGCUAACCAGCUGUAUAGCACAACAGCAAUUCAGCCUGAGUGAAAUUUUUUUUUCCAUUUCAACAGUCCAUUAAUAAAUGUCCCUUUUGUCAGUUGGCAUCAAAAUGACGUCACGUCUUGGCCACAAAGCUGCUGCAAGUAAUGGAAGUGACUUUAAAUUCAGAGAGAAGCCGACUCCACACUACCAAAUGAGCGCUUCCUUGAAGUCAGAGGUUCGUCGCUUGAACGUGAUUCACCUUCUGGUUUGGCUGCUGGUCGCUGCUCAAGUGGUCGUCAGCCACUUAAACCUGGUGUCACAUGACACCGUCGCCAUGCCCUACCAGUGGGAGUACCCCUACCUGCUCAGCAUGGUCCCCCUGCUAUGCAGCAGCCUGUCCCUGCCCAAGAACAACAUCAGCUACCUGGUCUUGUCCAUGAUCAGCGCCGGGCUGUUCUCAGUGGCGCCGCUCAUCUACGGCGCCAUGGAGAUGUUCCCCCUGGCACAGCAGCUGUAUCGGCACGGCAAAGCGUACCGCUUCAUCUUUGGCUUCUCUGCGGUGACUGUGAUGUAUCUGCUCAUGGUGGUGGCUGUGCAAGUACACGCGUGGCAGCUGUACUACAUGAAGAAGCUGCUCGACUCGUGGUUCGACGCCACACAAGAGAAGAAGAAGAAAUAAUUGUUAAAAAAGAGAGAUGUUUUACAUAUACUUUAUCCUUAUGUAUCAUUAUGCAGAAAUAAUGUGAUAUUUAUUCUGGUUAAGUUACAGUUACUCUCAUCAAGGUAAUACAACAUUAUUAUCUCAACAUUAAUAACAUUUUUAAUAAUUUAUUCUCAAAAUUUUAUGACUUAAUUUCAUAAUUCCUUGACUUUUGCUUUGUUUCAUUAUGGCAGAUGACGCCUUUCUAUUCCUGUAAAAUGGAAAUGGUCAAAUACUUCAUUGUAAUCCAGCGCAAUGAAAAACAUUAUAAUAGAUGUUUUUGUUUGUGUUUAUAUAAAAAUAAAACAACCUGUUCAAUUUUUUAAUUAAAAAACAUGUAAUUUUUUACAAAGACAUACACACGUCAAUAUUAUAAAAACAUUUCUUUAUCUGCGUUUUCCCAAUUCUUUUCUCAAAACAUUACUUUUCUGUUGCCCAACACUCCUUUUCAUUCCUCUCCAAUGAAAAGUAACUGUCUCCAUUUUGUUCAUAUGAAAUUCUACAAAAAAAUGUUUUUUCACUGAGAUAAAUUUGAUCUGAACAAAAAAUUAUUACUAACAUGCCUAGUGACCACCUACCAAAUUAGCUCUAUUUAUAGUUGAAACCUUUUUAGUAUUUCUAAUUAUAUAAUUAUACAAUAGCUUUUUCAUUCGUUUACUAAAAUUAAUCAAUACAAUACAUUUUCUGGUAUAACAUUGUGUUGCAAUGCAUGGUGAAUUUGAACAAAUAAAACGUUUCCCUCGAUA